AUGGUGACAAGCCCCGAGGUGGCCGUCAGGAGCUGCCUGGCCCCUUGCCAGCAGAAGGAAGCCCCCGCAGAGGGCGUGCAGUCCAUCUCCAACGUCGUUUACAAGCUGGGUGAGAAGCCACAGCUGCCCCGUGUCCCCAUCCAGUACCACAACCAGCCCCCCAAAACUGACCUGGUGAUUUCGUGCCCGGGGGCGCGGCCGGAGCACGCCGUGGCCUGGGACAAGGGAUCCGUGCGGCUCUACCGUGCCCACUACCUGGUGGGGGUGAGGAAGCACAUGAGGCUCUUCAUCGACCACGGGAACCACCUGCACCUGCAGCGGCUGCGCAGGAGGGACAAAGCCACCUACUUCUGCUGGCGGGAGGGCGAGCUGGUGGCUGGAUUCCAGCUCACUGUCACCUUCGAGCCGCGGCGCCAGCGCAGCCCCAGUGACCCCGAGUCCAUCUUCGUCAUGAGGGCUGUGGGCAUCAGCUUCGCCGUCAUCGUCGGCAUCUUCUUCCUCAUCCACCUGUCCCACUGCAGGGCUGAGGUGUUCAGGAAACUGGUCAAGUUGUAG
This is a messenger RNA of Zonotrichia albicollis (white-throated sparrow), 555 nucleotides long. RefSeq names its product family with sequence similarity 187 member A (gene FAM187A). The record is from RefSeq and is a predicted model, not a curated record. Lineage: Eukaryota; Metazoa; Chordata; Aves; Passeriformes; Passerellidae.